AUGGUGCAGGGCACUCUCAAUAGUGUCACUGACACAUCGUCUGGAAGUGUGAAAGACAGUGAUAAGGAUCCUCACCUUCCAUUCACUAUCACGAUUGUCCACUGGGAUCUCAUCAGCCAUGAUGAGAUGGUCUAUGGGGAGAUCACAGAUAGGCUGUGCCUGGAAGUAGAGGGGAAGGUGGUCAGUAGGACAGAGGGUAACAUUUGUGACUUGCUCACUGGUGGAAAUGCCUCCACUAAAGGCCCCGAGGGUGAAAGUACUCAAAGUACAGUAAUCACUGCUAUUGACAUUGUCAUGAACCUUCAUUUGCAGGAAUCUAGCUUCACAAAAGAAGCCCAAAGGAAAUACAUCAAAGAUUACAUGGAGCCCUAUGAAGGGAAACUUGAAGAACAGAGACCAGAAAGAGUAAAACCUUUUAUGACAGGGGCUGCAGAACAAAUCAAGCACAUCCUUGCUAAUUUCAAAAAUUACCAAUGCUGUAUUGGUGACAACAUGACUUUAAGGAUAGUUUAG
This is a messenger RNA of Molossus molossus (Pallas's mastiff bat), 513 nucleotides long. RefSeq names its product TPT1-like protein. The record is from RefSeq and is a predicted model, not a curated record. NCBI's taxonomy places the organism in Eukaryota, Metazoa, Chordata, Mammalia, Chiroptera, Molossidae. Gene Ontology annotation, cellular component: cytoplasm. Gene Ontology annotation, molecular function: calcium ion binding.